UCAUAUUCAACCCCUCUUGGCUUCAAAAGUUUACCUCAAAAGACUAAACUACAGCAUGGCUAUUACUCAAAAUCAUAAUUCCAUCAGUAGUAUACGCUCUUUACAAAGUUGAACAUCGACAUCCAGUUCACAACUUGCUAUCAUUCCAUAAACUCCUCCGAGGAGCCUUGACUGCUUACAACCACUCAAUUGUCUAAGCUCAAAGCGACGCAGGCGAUUUUUGAACAGAAAACAAGAAAAAACACCAUUCAAAGCUCAAAGUCACAAAAGAAACGAGACUGACCCCUAUCACGACUCUCACACGAAGAACUCAGCUCACGAUGAACAUGCAACCGCCCACGAUGAACCAUGUCGAUAGCGACACUGAGACUCUACUGACGAGUUACCCAGCCUCGAGUCUCUCGAGACCGUCUUCCAUCUCGUCCGCUCCCUCGUCUCUGGCAGUGAAGGGCGCCUCGGACGAUAAGCCCUUUGUCUCAGGCUGCCCCGUCUCCUCCCUCUUUGAGAUCCGUGACACGCCCACAGCCGGCCGCGCCGUAUUCGCCACACGCGACGUCGCCGCCGGCACCUUGCUCUGGCGCUCCGACGACCUCACGCUCUCCGUCCUCCUGCGGGAGUACAGGCGCGAGGUCUGCGGACAGUGUUUUGCGUACGACUACGGCAGAGACCUGCCCAUCCGUGAUCAGACUGUCGGCUUCGCCUUUUGCUCCGGUGACUGUCGGGAAACGUGGCGGCGCGAGACUGGCGAGGUAGGUGUCCAGGCUUGGACCGAGGUAAGUACGCUGGUCAACAAGAAGAAGAACAAUGGGGGCAGCAACAACGGCGGCGGUAAGGCGAGGGACGAGAUGGUGGAUAUCACCAAGCCAAAGCCCGCAGCCGAGGAGAUCACGCAGGCGUGGCAGGCGACCAAGGGACAGGCGGAUCUGAUUCGCACAUUAAGGACAGCGGAAUCGUCGACAGACAACGGCAGCAACAACGGCGUCCCGAUCACAAAACAACACCGCAAAGCCCUCCAAAAGGCCCUCCAGCAGCCCAUCGAGCCAGACGUCAUGAACUUUUGCGUCGGCAGCCUCGUGGCGCUCUACAACCACCCAAAACGCUGGGAACACGUCCUCUCCCUCGCCGUGGACUCGACGCCCUACAUCAACACGGCCGACCUGCACGCCUUCACCGCCACCUACCUGCAGCUGCUCGCCGUCCUACCUGUACCCUUACUCUCCCUCGUCACCCCCGAGUCCCUCUUCCUCAUCUCCUCGCGCGACAACCACAACGCGUUCGGCAUCCGGUCCCUCGAGGACGAAGGGUCCGAGCUGUUUGGCUACGGGUGCUGGCCCGCCGCGAGCUACUGGAACCACUCGUGCGGGCCGAACAUCGAGAAGAGGAGGGAGGGCAGGGUGUGGGAGUUUCGGGCGGGGCGGGAUAUCGGCAAGGGAGAGGAGAUGUGCAUCACGUACUUGGGAGGGGAGGAGAAGAAGUGGUCGAGAGAGAAGAGGGUUUCGACGUUGAAGAGGAAUUGGGGGUUCGAGUGUGGGUGUAGAAGAUGCGAGGAAGAGUUGCAGUGA
Molecule: messenger RNA, 1562 nt
Organism: Colletotrichum scovillei
Lineage: Eukaryota; Fungi; Ascomycota; Sordariomycetes; Glomerellales; Glomerellaceae
Exons: 1
Coding region: 321-1562 (413 amino acids)
Cellular component (GO): nucleus
Molecular function (GO): protein binding
Source: RefSeq, a predicted model, not a curated record